Molecule: messenger RNA, 4845 nt
Organism: Acipenser ruthenus (sterlet)
Lineage: Eukaryota; Metazoa; Chordata; Actinopteri; Acipenseriformes; Acipenseridae
Product: netrin-4-like
Exons: 10
Coding region: 359-2251 (630 amino acids)
Biological process (GO): cell migration; basement membrane assembly; substrate adhesion-dependent cell spreading
Cellular component (GO): laminin trimer
Molecular function (GO): protein binding
Source: RefSeq, a predicted model, not a curated record
UACAGCGAAACUGAAGUAGCAGUAUGAGACAGGCAUCGCAUCUCCAACUCAAGAACUUUUUGUUUUCGCUAAACUGAAAUUUGAUAUUUAUGUGAGCACUCACAGUCUAAAGAAGAUCGAUCCCAAGCUGUCAAACGUUUGGGACUUUCAAUUAUUUUUCUUAGCCUCUCAUGUUUAGGAUCAAGGCAACUGAGCUAAGCCAGUUCGCUUUCUCCCGCUGGUAAAACCUGCCUCCACAUGUCAUUGUAAUGGCAUGGCAGUGAAAUUUCAGCACCCUGUAUAUUCACAGAGCUCUUUGGCUUGUCUGAGUAUUUCUACGUAAAUCCAACAUUUCUCAAGGCAUUUCACAAGGACUGCGAUGUGUCACUGGACUCUGUUCUCCUUGGUUGCACUCUUUGGAUUCACUUUUGAUUCAGGGCUUGGCAGGGUGGCUGCAGGGGUGGGUCAUCGCUGUGAGAACCAGGCUUGUAACCCCCGCAUGGGGAACCUGGCCUUGGGCAGGAACCUACUCACCGAGUCAGUGUGCGGACACAACUCCACCGAACUCUACUGCUCUUAUACAGAGAAUGCAAACAGGUCCUGCAGGCCGCCCAAGUGUGGGAAAUGUAACGCGGCACACCAUCAGCACUCCCACCUGCCCGCGGCCAUGACAGACUCCUCGUUCCGCUUUCCCAACACGUGGUGGCAGUCUGCAGAGGGCGUGCAGCGGGAGACCAUCCAGCUGGACCUGGGGGCAGAGUUCUACUUCACCCACAUGAUCAUGGUGUUCAAGUCCCCCCGGCCGGCCGCCAUGUUGCUGGAGAGAUCACAAGACUUCGGGAAGACUUGGAGGCCUUGCAAAUACUACGCCACCAACUGCAACGAAACAUUCGGCUUGGGGGAUGACACUGAACAGGAAGGGGCCCUCUGCACUACCAAAUACUCCGGAGCCUUCCCCUGCACACGAGGAGAGGUUAUAUACCGGGCCCUGUCACCCUUGCAUUCAGCAGUGGACCCUUACAGUGCAGAAUCCCAGGACCAGUUGAAGGUGACCAACAUUCGAGUGCAGCUCCUGAAGAGGCAGCAGUGCCCGUGUCUGGGUAAAGACCCAGCCACCAAACCACAGCACCUGGCGCACUACGCGGUCUACCAUUUCAUUGUGAAGGGCAGCUGUUUCUGCAAUGGCCAUGCUGAGCAUUGCGUAACAGUGGAUGGGUAUCGCUCAGUCAGGGAAAGGACACAUCAUAUGGUCCACGGAAAGUGCAUUUGCAAGCACAAUACAGCAGGUGAUCAUUGUCAGCUCUGCACACCACUUUACAAUGACCAGCCCUGGCAGCCUGCUGACGGCACAACCGGGGCCCCCCAUGAAUGUAAGAAGUGCAAAUGCAAUGGGCACGCAGACAGCUGCCACUUCGAGCAUAGCGUGUGGUUGGCGUCAGGGAAGCGCAGCGGAGGAGUGUGUGACCACUGCCAGCACAACACAGAGGGGCAGCACUGCCAGAGGUGCAAGACUGGCUUCUACAGAGAUCCCCUCAGACCCUUCUCUGCUCCAGAUUCCUGCAAACCUUGUGCCUGCCAUCCUGUUGGUUCUGUACCAUAUCAACUCAGUGCCUUCUCCCUUUGUGACCCGAGCAACGGGGAGUGUGUCUGUAAGCCCGGAGUUGGGGGCCCACACUGUGACAAGUGCAUGGUGGGAUAUUGGGGCUUUGGAGAAUACGGCUGCCGACCGUGUGACUGUGCUGGGAGCUGUGAUCCAUUCACUGGGGACUGCAUUAGCAGCAGUUCUGAUGUAGACUGGUACCACAAGAGUGACUAUCUCUCCCAGCACAAUGAGACUGAGCCCGUGUGGGACUGGGUGGAUGAACAAGGCUUCUCAGCUCUCCGGCAUUCAGGUAAAUGUGAAUGUAAAGAGCAGGUCUUGGGAAACCCCAAAAUAUUCUGCGCCAUGAAGUAUACCUACAUCCUGAAAAUAAAGAUUCUCUCAGCUCAUGACAAAGGCUCACAUGCAGAAGUAAACGUCAAGGUCAAAAAGGUAUUAAAACCCACAAAAAUGAAGAUCGUUGAUGGGAGAUUGACACUGUACCCUGAAUCCUGGACAACCCGAGGCUGCACGUGUCCAAUUCUAAACCCUGGGACGGAAUACCUGGUGGCAGGACAUGAGGAUCGGAGGAUGGGUCGACUGAUUGUCAACAUGAAAAGUUUUGUCAAACCCUGGAAACCAGACCUCGGGAGAAAAGUAAUGCAGUUUUUGAAGACUGACUGCAAGUGGUAAAUUUAAGGUGAAGAACAGAUUUGUAUUCUGUGCACUAAGUGGGUUUAACUGAUGAGUGAACACCCAAGAAGCAGAAAUGGAUUAAAGUGCCAUAAAGUAUAGGUACUGAGGUACGAUAGGACUCAAACCAAAGCUGGCAAUAUUUCCUGCAUACCUAACUUCAUUCUCUAAAGCACUUUACUAUCUGUUGGGUCAAGGCAUUAAAGACUGUGGGAUUAGAUGCUUCUUAAAAACAAAAUUUAAAAAAUAAGCAACGUAGCAGAUAAUGGCCCUGCUUCACCAGGAAAGACAUGGAAAAGUCCAUAAAUGAAGUUUGAAGUGGAAGAUUGUACUUCAGCAAUCUCUACACACUCGUUGUUUGAUUGUUGCUGUUAUGGGGAUGUCAUCUUAAUGAAUCUUGAAGGUUUUUGUCUGACUGAAUAAUGCAAAGGUGGGAUCAAAAGUGAAAAUUUCGUUUUCUUUAUGAUUUUUACAUUGAAUAUUCAGCUUGUGCUGAUGCAUUAUUUGAGGAAAGAUCCCAUAAUGCACACACACUACACUUAGCUAUUCUGAGGACAUACUGCAUCUUAAUGAUUGAUAGCUCACUGUAUUUCAGAAGAUAAAAUAAUUGGUGGAAAAUAGGUCCUUUGGGUUCAGAUCAAAAUAGCCAUAACAAGCCAUUGCUUGAACAUUAUUUUAAAAUAAUUUUGUGUAACGUAUGCUUAAACAGUAAGCAGCAGGGUUCCGAAAAACAUAGCGUUAUACAUCCUCAUGUGUUGCUACAAGUGUUUAAAUAACGUACCUAUCAUUUUUCUUUUCAUUGUUAACAUACUGACAACUUUUUACUCUUAUAACUUUAAAGUCUGUAUCAAAGCUCUUUUCAAAAUGUCCGCUCUAGUGCACUGGGGAUUGAGAUCUGUCCUCUAAAUCACUGCAGGUAGAGCAAUUAAAAAAAAAAAAAAAAAAAAGUGCUCUGGCUUUUCUGUUUCAUACCACAUCAUGGAUCGUUAUUGCUGUGUUACCUGUUUGACAAUAUGGGCAAUAAUCCUUACACUAGUAGUGCACUAGAGCAGACAUUUUGAAAAGACAUUUGAAACAGACUUUAGAAUUAUAAAAGUGUAAAAAGUUGUCAGUAUGUUAAAAAAUGAAAUGAAAAGUUACAGGUACGUUAGUUAAACAGUUGUAGCAUCACGUGGGGACGUGUUACGCUAUAUUUUUCAGAACCCCACUACUUACUCUUUAAGUUAAAAGGAAAGAAAGACAGUGUUCAAAAAUGAACUUUAUUUUUCAAGGGGCCCUACACACAGCUUUAACUCAUUAGUUAUUAAAUAACAUUUUUUAAGUCUAUUUUGAGAAAAGUUUGAAGUUCAUGUAACAUUUUAACCAUUGUUGGUGUGUUUAGCAACAAUGUAGAACAGUUUCUUGUAUACCAAACUUCUGAAAAACAUAUGCGUUAAAACUCUUUGAAUAGGGACCAUUAUUUCAUAAAGAUAGAUGUAUGUAUGUAUGUAUGUAUGUAUGUAUGUAUAUAUGCACUUACUAGAUAUCUGACAACUACUUUUUAUAUGUUCAUGUACAGUAUAUAAUAAAAAUGUAAAUUUGAUUUGAUUCUGAAUUGAGGUUUAACUAACAGCUGUUUCAACUGCAAAUGUCUUAUGCAUCAUUUGAGAUGCCAGCUUCAUAUUUUAGUGUUCUGGAAACUCCUCUAGCAAAAUAUGAUUUUACCCUUCAUAUUGGGGUCAGGUGUUUUCUUUUAUCUUCUGUCAGGUUCAAUGUUUUGUGUCAGUUAUUUUACAAAACUGUUGCCAUGUAAGAGUCAAAGCCUCAUAUAAUAAUCUCAGACACCACUUGAGGUUGUGUCUUUAUAUUUGCAUGGUUGUAUAAACUCUGUAUCUUAAUGUGAUGAUGGCCAUGACUGACCUCUGAUCUAAUAUACCUGCCAUAUUAAGGCCUUCUCUUGGGUAUAGAGGCAGUUAAUAUUUAGUACAAAGCUGUAUUCUGUGAUUUUAUUAAUGAUUCAUAUCUUGUUCACAUACUUCAUUUUUACAAAGCAUUAGAUUACAGAUGCCAAUUCCCUUUUCAUUACACCCCCAGGGGUGCCUUGACUGUGUUCAUGAAAACUCAAUUGACUUGAUUUGUUGAGUUCUGCACCUUUAGAAUCUGAGCACGGAAUUGUAAAUGUCACCAUAGCCACCUUUCGUAACAAUGUCUGAAUCAUGUACUUGCAUAUAUCAUCAUCAACAUCAACAAUUAAACACUUGCUGAUCAGGGUAAUGGUACUAGUCUUGGUAAGAUGCAGAAUUUUCAUUUUUUAUUUCAGGCAUUCUAGAUCCCCCAAGGCUGGUGGAAUAACACCACAGUUCUUGGUCUGUUUAAGGAAAUAUACAUUAUGUUAUGUGUACUAUAAAGAAAACUCCUAGUCAGUUUUUAAACUGUUUUCAACAUUCAAAAAAGGCACAAAUAUAGUAUCAAAAGGAGUAGCCAUGAACUGAAGCAGUCAAACAAAGCUAACAUGGUUGAAAGUGCAAGCUGUGCCCAGAACAAACAGAAGUGUAUUCAUGCAGGGUUGUUAAAAAAAAAAAAAAAGAGAACAUUUAAGUUAAUCCUGGGUGUAA